AUGUUUUGGCUGACGCUGUGCUUGCGCGGCAGCGUCACCGUGGAGCAGGUGGCGGCGGUGGUGCGGGCAAAACUCAGUGGGGCCUUGUCGGUGCAAGACACUCUUCUCAUUGACGUCCGCUCCACUGGCGAGGUGGCGGCGACCGGUGUCAUUCCAACAGCUGUGAAUAUUCCACUGAAGCUACUGGAGGCCGCCCUCAGUGACGAAGUGGAGGAGGAGGAGUUUGCUGAGACCUUUGGCGCGCCGAAGCCCCAGCCAGGCAAGACGCAGGUAAUAUUCUACUGCGCCCAAGGCUUGCGCUCUGCCGUUGCUGCCGAAGUGGCAGAGGAUCUGGGCUUCAGCGGGGCAAAGAAUUUCACUGGCAGCUUCGCCGCAUGGCAGCGAUACCACGGCGAGCCUGCCAAGCAUGCAGGCAGUCCGCCGACGCAAAACCCGUGA
Molecule: messenger RNA, 438 nt
Organism: Trypanosoma conorhini
Lineage: Eukaryota; Euglenozoa; Kinetoplastea; Trypanosomatida; Trypanosomatidae
Product: endoplasmic reticulum protein
Exons: 1
Coding region: 1-438 (145 amino acids)
Cellular component (GO): mitochondrion
Molecular function (GO): thiosulfate-cyanide sulfurtransferase activity
Source: RefSeq, a predicted model, not a curated record